AUGGCCGCCAAAGCAGAAAUCAUUUCAGCCACGAGAGCCCUGCGUCCUCUUCGCAAUCGAGUGGACAAUUUUAUCCUUUUCGAAAGUGAAGUUGAGAAAAUGAUAUCCCGUUUGUUUGAGAAAUAUCGAAGCAAUCAAAAUUCAAUCGAAAGGGUACGAAAUUCGUUGCUUGAAGUUGGCUUGGUCAUCGAACAAGAAGUUAUGUUAUGGCUGAAAAAAUUACACAGAAGGCUCUCUCCUCGCAAGAAAGCUCGUGAUCCAUGGACUGUGGUAGUAACAAGGGAUUUGCCAGCAAACGUUUUCGGUUUCAUUAUGGAGAUCAUAAAGAAAGCACGGUCGAGCUAUGGGGUGACCCACUCAGAAAGCCGUAGGUCAGAUUGCAUUGUGUACACUGAAGAGAAUAGACUCAUCAGAGAUUUGUCUAGACUUUGCGACGUUUCCCGGAAUGCAGUUAUGGGAUAUUUUUCAAAGCAAUGGAAAGGAGCCAGGAAAGGAGAAGCGAGAGUUACUGUAACAGCUUCAAAACCCUUUACCAUAUCUUACUUCAAAAGGGAGUCAUACGUGCUGAUGAAAUGCCACUAUCAAUAUAUAAACGAGUUUGGUUACACUUUUGAGAGUUAA
Molecule: messenger RNA, 621 nt
Organism: Porites evermanni
Lineage: Eukaryota; Metazoa; Cnidaria; Anthozoa; Scleractinia; Poritidae
Source: the annotation of a GenBank genome assembly